Messenger RNA from Armigeres subalbatus, 621 nucleotides. RefSeq lists its product as uncharacterized. Lineage: Eukaryota; Metazoa; Arthropoda; Insecta; Diptera; Culicidae. The record is from RefSeq and is a predicted model, not a curated record. The transcript has 4 exons. Bases 232 to 579 code for a protein of 115 amino acids.
CCAGGACUCGGAGGAACCAGGAUGCAAUCGCCUUCCAAGUGGCUUCGACGUAUACGAAAAGUUUUAUUUGUCAAAUACCAUGACGGUGACAGUCUGGUAGGAAAGGAGUCGUUUUCUUCAGGCAACCAUACGAGAGGUCGCCUCUAAGCUAGGAAGGCCUUGAUGCUUGAGACAAAACCACAGUUUGUCGGAUGGAUUAUUCUACCGGAAGGCAAGCUGCCGUAGGUCAUCAUGAUUUCAGAGGGGUCUGACGAAUACGACGGAAAUAAUUUACAACAUGAAGCUACGAGAAAAUCUCUGUAUUUUCGAUUCAUCCCGGAUUCCUUAGAGCUGCUCCAAAGCCUGGAUAGCAACCGUGGAGGAACAAUUCUAUGCUGCAUCUUUGUGGGUGUUGGAUCGAAACCCUUGCCACAUCCUUCUCCCAGUAAUCUUCAACUCAGCAACGAACCUGCGCCAAACUUUACUGAGGCAAUUGCAUCCGGGUUCGACUGCUUAGCUGCGCCGAACGUAAUGGACAAAUCGUGGAACAAACUUGCUCUCUCGGGUAUUUUGGCGCAACGAUUCGGGUAUUCCGUUUGAUUGAUCCUGAUACCGGAAAAGCCAGACAACGAUGAUUCCGAC